AACACAUCUAACUCCGCAAAAUCAGGAUGUGCGUCCGUCACAGAGGAGCAAGGAAUAGCUCUGCGCAGGCGUGGACAGGCGUCCAUGUUUCCACGGCAACAGUUUAGCAAACGAAACUUUCCUUCACAAUGAACGUCACAUCUUUCGAUGUAGAUAGCAGGUAAAACAGAAACAUUCAAUCCGGAGCACAUUCAGUGGGUUUCUAUACCAGACAUGAAAACGAUAGCCUCUGAGCAACGACGCCAUGACGAGCUCAACGGGCCUGAUCCACUGCAACAGACAAAAAUCAAAUUCAGCAUCAGCAGUGACUCAAUCGAUAGUCCAAGGAAUAAUAAUGUGCCUGCUUUACCGCUAACGUGGGACUCCUUAGAGUCAGAUACUGAGAGUUUGGCACAAGAGAAGGAGUACCAGCGAGAGCUCCAGAUGCGCAUUGACCUCCUCUCUGCUGACAACCCAAAACAACAUGAUGCCAAGACUGACAGUGAAGAACCAGAGCAUAUUGAUGUUUGUGAUAGUCUGGAUCUGAAACCAAGAGAGGUCAUAGGACCACACGAGCCACUGAGGCAAGCUCCCCCUGAAGAUGAAUACACCGACUUGCGUUACGACCCAAACUGGAGGAAGAAUCUGGAAGGGGCUCAUUUUCUCAACCAGCUAAGUGCGAGACUUUCUCUCAACUCAUUUGAGGAGUCCGAAGAUAGUCUUGAACCUUUGGAGAAUCUGCCUCUUAGUAGCAGGCAAGAAUAUGUCGUUGUCAGUAAUCCACCCACAGUCCAGAUGGACAAUGUUUUAUCCCCACCACCUUCAUCUCCUUUCCACCUGCACCCACAACAGGAAGACAUUCUCGAUCCCCCCGAAUCUAAAAGUUCUUGCAUGUCCUCCGAAGGCACACCAUGGGAUAACGAAGAGCAUCUGAAUGUCCGAUCAGUUCCUCAUUGGAAGAGAAGCUCACAACAUCCUUCUAAUCCAAGGCUAGUGAGAGCUAGGGAAGACAUUGUGGAACGUAACAAAGCAACUCUUGGUAUCCAUACACAUAAGCAGGGGUCUUACCUAAAAGUUCACCAGCAGAAAGACAAAACAGAGGAAACAAAGCAGCCCAAGCAAACCUCCUACAAGACUAUCAGCACUCAUAGCCCGGAGAGUCAAGACAAUGUCUGGGAUCUCGAGCUGAUGUGGCUCCAAAAAACACAAAAACUGAAGAGCCAUAAGGAAAAAAAGGAACGGAAGAGAAGGGAACGAACCAGCAACCACCCAGAUCAGCUCAAGCCUCCAGUUCCUGAAUCCAAACCCAAAGCGCACCUUACAGGGAGAAGUGUCAUUAGUUCAGAUCUUGUACCGCAGGACUCUGAGGAAGCUUGGACCCAGGACCCGCUACAACACCAUUCUGGACUUCCAUCUCACACUCAUGCUCCACCGACUGUCAACCUUAACAUAAACCUCCACACACCUGCUAAUCUCGCACAGCCACUGAAUCUUUCCCAGAAAGAGACCAUUUUUACUCUUGUUUCUCAAGCGCUGCAAUGGGAUAGGCCUGAUCUGUUUAACCAACUCUUUUUACAACAAGGUUAUCCAUUUUCCCCAUAUGCACCUCCUAAUUCAGUAGGGCAGAUGGGACUGGCUCCAAAAGCGGUUGUAUCUUCACCAGCCCCGAAGUCUGGAGUGGUACAAGCUGUGGACAUAAGUGUUCCUCAGAGGCAUGCUGGGAAACCCACUUCUAAUACAUUUGAGAAGUCAUCAUUCAGGAAUCACAGUAGGAUACCAACGCUAAAAUUGCCCACGUCUCCUCAAUUGGAGACCAGCCUCUAUCCAUCUGAGCUUUUGCCCAGUGAUGAGCAGAGCGUGGGACCCUGUGCGCCCCCAACACAAAUCUCUGGUCCUUACACAGUGCUGCCCCCUAUAGCCCGAGCUAUCGGCAGUGACGCUGAACUUUCAGAUAGAUCAGAGCAGCAUCUGAAUCCAAUCCACAAAAGCAGCUCAGAAGGUUACCUUUCACAGAUGGAAAAACAGAGACAGCUGAAGGCACAAUCAAAUUAUAAGGCUUAUUCACUGAAGGACUACAAAAACAUGAAACAGGAGGUGAGGCUUGGAGGUCUUGGACCAACAAACACAAUACCAGAAGCUGUGGCAGAGAAAAUUAGACGACAGAAGCUGUAUUCAAAUGUGAUCCGCGAACAGAACAAGAAGAUAAGUAGGAUUCCCUCUCUGUCGGCCAAGGACCCAGUGGGCAGUGACAACAAGGACAUCAUUCCCAGGAGGAAGGCUUUAGAAUAUGCCAAAACGAUUGCAAAGCCCAAACCCCCUCCAAAGCCAAAGGACAGAAGCAGAGAGCAGAACGUGAGCACACGGUUUGAAAUGGACCCAUUCCAUCUGGCCACUCUGGAGAUGCUGAGACGGCACGAGGAAGAGAAACGUGCCGUGGCUCGCUUCAGAACCAUUCAUGCUAUUUAAUUCUAAAAAGCACCCUGCAUACAUGAGUUUUAUCAGUUGCACUUCUAUAGAACCCUUAUUUUUCCUUGCUUUAACUUUGUGUGUACUGUAUAUAUGCAUACUGCUCAUUAUAAUCCCGCUCAGUUGCAAAUCACUGGAAGUGGAACAGGUGCGUAACAUGUAAUCCACUGCAUACUCAUUUCGAAAGCCAUUUUUUGAUCUAAAGAAAUCUCGAAUGAAAUGCUGUGGGGUUUUGUUGCUUGGCUUUGCAUUAUCCUGCUAUUUUCCCAUUGUUUCAAUAGAUCUGUGCACAAGAGCAAUCUCUUAAAGCACACCUGGAUGCACCGUU
This is a messenger RNA of Carassius gibelio (silver crucian carp), 2773 nucleotides long. RefSeq names its product junctional cadherin complex regulator (gene jhy). The record is from RefSeq and is a predicted model, not a curated record. The coding region runs from base 214 to 2445 and encodes 743 amino acids. The transcript has 9 exons. Gene Ontology annotation, biological process: axoneme assembly. Lineage: Eukaryota; Metazoa; Chordata; Actinopteri; Cypriniformes; Cyprinidae.